Molecule: messenger RNA, 2062 nt
Organism: Vicia villosa (hairy vetch)
Lineage: Eukaryota; Viridiplantae; Streptophyta; Magnoliopsida; Fabales; Fabaceae
Product: L-ascorbate oxidase homolog
Exons: 7
Coding region: 188-1807 (539 amino acids)
Molecular function (GO): copper ion binding; oxidoreductase activity
Source: RefSeq, a predicted model, not a curated record
AUACUGAAAAAUAUACAGCUCAUACAUUGAAAACUGGUCCAUUACCAUUACUCAUGUUGAAGAAUCCUCUGACCUCUCUUUAUCUCUCUUUAUUACACCGACAAAACAUUAGUACAUAAACAUAACAUCUCAUUUAUAAAGCUCUAAAGCCAAAGGAAGAAAAAAAAAACAAAGUGUUGUAGAAAAAAUGAAGUACUCAAUGAGAUUAAGUUCUCUCUCAUUAUUGUUAGUAGUGUUUCUUGUUGUGACAAAUUCAAAUGGAGAAGAUCCUUAUAGAUUCUACACUUGGAAUGUUACCUAUGGAGAUAUCUAUCCUCUUGGAGUUAAACAACAGGGUAUAUUGAUCAAUGGACAGUUUCCAGGACCGCAGAUUGAAGCUGUCACUAAUGAUAACUUGAUUAUCAGUGUUUUCAAUAGCUUGGAUCAACCUUUUCUGUUUUCUUGGAAUGGAGUAGAGCAGAGAAGGAAUUCAUGGCAAGAUGGAGUAUAUGGAACAAACUGUCCUAUUCCACCAGGGAAGAACUUCACUUAUGUUCUUCAAGUAAAAGACCAGAUUGGUAGCUUCUUUUACUUUCCCUCCCUUGAAUUUCACAAGGCUGCAGGUGGUUAUGGUGGCAUCAAAAUUAACAGCCGUCCUAUGAUUCCGGUACCGUUUCCUCCUCCGGCUAAUGAUUUCACAGUAUUGACCGGAGAUUGGUACAGCAGAAAUCACACUGAUCUUAAGGCCAUUCUAGACAAUGGAAGUGACCUUCCUUUUCCGGAUGGACUUGUCAUCAAUGGUCAUGGUUCUAAUGCUUUUACAUUCAGUGUUGAUCAAGGCAAGACUUACAGAUUCCGCAUAUCAAAUGUUGGACUCACAACUUCCAUCAAUUUCAGAAUUCAAGGCCAUAAGAUGAAACUAGUUGAAGUGGAAGGAAUCCACACACUACAAAACACUUAUGAUUCUCUUGACAUUCAUUUGGGACAGAGUUACUCGGUAUUGGUUACUACCGAUCAACCGCCACAAGACUAUUAUAUCGUUGUCUCUUCGCGAUUUACCUCUCAAGUUUUGACAGCUACCUCGAUACUUCAUUACAGUAACUCGGCGAAAACUGUUUCUGGUCCUCCACCAGGAGGCCUCACUGUUCAAAUCGAUUGGUCUCUCGAUCAAGCUCGCUCCCUCAGGAGGAAUCUUACUGCUAGUGGACCAAGGCCUAAUCCGCAAGGAUCUUACCAUUAUGGUUUAAUAAACACGACACGAACCAUUAGACUUCAAAACUCUGCACCAAUUAUCAACGGCAAGCAACGUUACGCUGUUAAUAGUGUUUCCUUCAUCAACCCCGAUACACCACUUAAGCUAGCUGAUUAUUUCAAUAUCCAAGGAGUUUUCAGCCUUGGAAGUAUUUCGGACAGUCCUACGGGCGGUGGUGGCUACCUCCAGACUUCUGUCAUGGCUGCUGAUUUUAGAGGCUACGUGGAAAUCGUGUUUGAAAAUCCUGAAGAUACUGUGCAGUCUUGGCACAUUGAUGGUCAUCACUUUUUUGUUGUAGGAAUGGAUGGAGGAGAAUGGUCAGCUUCAAGCCGAUCGAAUUACAAUUUGGGCGACACGAUUUCUCGUUGCACAGUUCAGGUAUAUCCCAAGUCAUGGAGUGCAGUGUACAUGCCUUUGGACAAUGUGGGAAUGUGGAAUGUGAGAUCAGAGAAUUGGGCUCGUCAGUACUUAGGACAACAGUUUUAUCUUCGUGUGUAUUCUCCGGCAAAUUCAUGGAGAGAUGAGUAUCCGAUACCAAGCAAUGCUUUGCGGUGUGGUCGAGCCAUAGGUCAUUGAACUAAGUCGUUAAAUUUCAUUCAUUCUCUAUGGAGAGAACAUAGACACAGACACCGGACACGAUUAUGAAGCGUGGUCGCAUUUGAUGUUAAAACAUAUCAUGGCUACAUAAUUUAUUUUCCUUGCAAGGCUUAACUCGAGCCAAUUUUCCUUUGUACUAGUCGAUAUUACUUUAGAAUAUAAAAUAUAGUCCAUAGGUUGCUCUGUUCAUUCUCUUAAAUCGAAAUUUAAAUCACUGGUACAUUUCCCACAUGA